Molecule: messenger RNA, 369 nt
Organism: Dracunculus medinensis (Guinea worm)
Lineage: Eukaryota; Metazoa; Nematoda; Chromadorea; Rhabditida; Dracunculidae
Source: the annotation of a GenBank genome assembly
AUGGUUUCAAAGGUAAUAAAAUUGGACGAUUUCAAUAAUCGAAGAAAUGAAUUACUUUCUGAAUUAUCCGAAUUUCAUCUAACAAAAAAAUUUAUUGAAGAAACACAAAAAACGAUUUCGGAUUUAAAUGAUGAAAAGGAUGUUCAUAGCGAAAUGAUACAACAAAUUAAUAUGGAUAAAGUGGAACUUGAAAAAGUAAUGUUAUUGGCAAAAGAAGAGCGAAAACAAAUCGAGGAAAAUAUUGUGAAAAAAUAUGAAGAAAUAUUUCGAAUUUUAGAACAAAGCAAUGAAUAUUCGAAAGAAAGUGGUGUACCGGAAGAAAAUCUUAUUCCAGUUUCUAUUAUUCCACCGAAUAAAAUUAUUGCGUAA